AUGGAUCCGUUCUCCCCCGUUCACCAGCCUGACGAAGGCUACUCGGAAGACCCUCUGAUAUCCCAGGACAGCUCUGCUCUGCCUGCCUCCCUCUCCAGCUUCCAGUCGCCUUCCGACCUCGCCAUGUGGAUGGCACGAAAUACGUCCAUGUUUCCCACAUCCGUUAAAGCCGAACUCACCAUGGCUUUGCUAGAACAGCUCCCGACCUCGACCAUAGCUGGUAUUGUUCAGCGUCUACGCCCGCGACUCUACAUUGACUUCAUUAAUCAUCUUCCCGCCGAGAUUUGUUUGAAAAUCCUGUCGUAUCUCGACCCCGUAUCCCUCGUCAGCGUUUUGCAGACAUGCCGAGCCUGGUAUGAUUUAGCUCUGGAUAGGAAGCUCUGGGAACACCUUUAUCACCUUGAGGGCUGGAAAGUCCUGCAUAAAGAAAUAGAAGCGGAAGAAAAACGAAUCAACGAAAACAUCAACAAUUCCAUCAGCCAGAUGCAGUCUGCUGACGGACCUGUCAACAAGGUCCGCGCCAUCAUGAGCGAUGAUGACGAAGAUUUGGAAAUGGUGGAUAGCGAACGCAUACAAGUUCACAAGGAUAGCAUCCCUGCACAGAGCCUUUUCGGAUCGCCCACCACCUCUUUCUCUUCCAGUCGUCGAGCUAUCACACCCUUAGGCGACAUUGACAUGUCCAAUUACUUUUCCAAAGGAAAAAGUGUAGACAGAAGCUUUGCGUCCAAUGAUGUUCGAGCAAAGCGAAAGGCUCCCGAUAGCAGUCCCGGCCCAGCUAUUCCGCCCGUCAUGGAGCAAGAUUCCACCGCUGUCUUGCGGUCGAAGCUAUGGACUUGGGACUCUUCCAGCUCCAAGCAUCGUCUUAACUGGAAGUACUUGUACAGCAUGCGACGACGCUUAGAGUCCAACUGGGACCUGGGAAAGUUUUCAACAUUUAUGCUCCCUCACCCGGACUACCCCGAAGAGGGCCACCAGGAGUGCGUGUACACUAUCCAGUUUGAUUCGCGAUACCUCGUCAGUGGCAGUCGAGACCGCAGUAUGCGAGUCUGGGACGUGCAGACCGGCAGACUUGCCAGGCCGCCACUCGUCGGGCACCAUGGCUCUGUACUUUGCCUGCAGUUUGAUGCAGACCCGGAAGAGGAUCUGAUUGUGUCGGGCAGCAGCGACUCCAAUGUCUUCAUAUGGAAGUUUUCCACUGGAGAGUUGGUGCAAAGAAUAACCAAAGCGCACAGGGAAUCUGUUCUCAAUGUUCGAUUCGACAAGAGGAUUCUGGUAACAUCAUCCAAAGACAAGACGAUCAAAAUCUUCAACCGAAGGCCGCUACGCUAUGGCGACCUCGGGUACGAACCUGUUAGCUCGGUCGCUCAAACCGUCAAGCUCUACGGAUACGAACCUGACCUCGCACAAGAGCUGCCUAUCAAGCCUGAAUACACCAUGAUCGGACGGUUGGAUGGACAUAGUGCUGCAGUCAACGCAAUUCAAGUCAAGGGCAGGACCAUCGUUUCUGUUUCCGGUGACAGGUCUAUCAAAGUUUGGGACUGGCCAGAUCAAGUCUGUAAGCAAACGAUUCCCGCACAUGAUAAAGGCAUUGCCUGUGUCGAGUUCGACGAAAGACGCAUCGUGAGUGGUAGUAGUGACUACGAAGUCUGCAUAUUCGACGCACCGACAGGUCUCAAAGUUGCCUCCCUUCGAGGACACGCCAAUCUAGUCAGAACAGUCCAGGCUGGUUUUGGUGACUUGCCAUAUAGCAAAAUCGAAGACGAAGCUGAGGCACGGACCGUGGAAGCCGAAUACUUGAAGGCAGUUGAGGCUGGGGAACUGGGUUGCGAGGCUGAUCGGCGCGCGGCUCGUCGAAGUCGCCGUGCCACCGCUGGUAGCUCCAAACCUGAAGACGUUCAAGUCUUUGGUGCCAAGGUGCCUCCAGGAGGCGGUGGUGGCCGCAAGUACGGCCGCAUUGUGUCAGGCUCCUACGAUCAGAGCAUCAUUAUCUGGCGACGAGACAAAGAAGGAGUUUGGAGGCCUGCACACCACCUGCGACAAGAAGAAGCGGCAGAACUCGCUCAGAGCCAACACGUCCAAGGCACGUCCGCCAUGCAGGUUGCUAUGCGAGCUGCGCCGGCAAACCUUCCAAGUCAUGGUGCAGCGGCCGUUGUUCACCAAGGCAUAGCCCAACCGCCCCAACAACCGCCUGAAUUUACCUCUGGCAACCAGCGCGUUGCGGGCCUCUACAUGGCCUAUAUCGACCAAGUCGUUCCUGCAGGCGUUGCUGCGCUCGAGCAUGCUUUGACGAAUUAUCCGGCCAUGCUUGGGUUCCACACGUAUCUACAGUCUGCGAUCGAAAGAGAAGCGUCGCCACACUUACGAGUUCAGCUGCGCCAAGCCGUGACAACUGCGCUGACCAAUAUCCAAAAUGGUCGCGUCCAACGGCCUAGGCGCGAGCCUUCCACCACCGCCUCAGCAUCUUCAUCUACUGGUGCAAUUGCCGGAUCGUCAAGCGACAGCACUGCUGGUAAUCAAAGCCGGAGGGCUGAAGUAUCAUACUCGGCCGCAGAGUCAUCCGUCGUGGCGCAAUCAUUACAGCCAUCACAGCCACAGCAACAAAGCCAGCAAGGUGGGCAGGCGGCCUCCUCGUCUUCAAGUGCAAGUCAAAUUCAUGCUCCAGUUCCAACUUCAGCUGUGCCAUUUCAAGCGGGGCAGGCUGCGACUCCCGCCCAUCACCAUCACCACAGACAUCAUCACCACCACCCGCAUCUUACGCCCGCCGAGAACGCGCCAGCCCGCGUCUUCAAAUUGCAAUUUGAUGCUCGCAAGAUUAUUUGCUGUACGCAGUCGCAAAUAAUUGUAGGAUGGGAUUUUUGCAAUGGUGACAAGGAAUUGCAAGAGGCUUCACGAUUCUUCGCUACCAUUGACUGA
Molecule: messenger RNA, 2913 nt
Organism: Beauveria bassiana ARSEF 2860
Lineage: Eukaryota; Fungi; Ascomycota; Sordariomycetes; Hypocreales; Cordycipitaceae
Product: WD domain-containing protein
Exons: 2
Coding region: 1-2913 (970 amino acids)
Molecular function (GO): protein binding
Source: RefSeq, a predicted model, not a curated record